AUGUGUUCGACUGCCGCACCUUUGCCCUUCUACAGCCUCCCCCUCUCUCCUGCACAUCCUGCAUCGUGCAGACAGAGCUUCUCUCAGCAAACUUACCAGCCUGCCUCCUCACAAAAGAACCCUAGGUUUGAUCUUGGGGCCGGAACUGCUCUCCGCCGAGGCGGGCUUCGCACGCCGCCAACUGAAGCCAUGAGUGCUACUUACCACGCCCCUCACCUCGUUGCCUACGACAGCCAUGUCCUGCCCUCAUAUCCCUCGGCUGUUGCCCAGGCAAGGGGUCCUAAGGCUGUCGUGGCCGAGGCCGCGAGAGCUCCUCAAUAUCCUAGAUACCCCCAAUCAACGAAUACCUACCCGCAGGCACCACCGGUAGCGAACCCCGCUUCCGCCACGAGCCAGUAUUCCACGACCUCGAAACACUCUACUCGUCCAUCAACACCGUCAUCUGGCGCCGUUAACAGGACAGAUGGCACUUCGUCAAGGAGAGGCUCCUCGGCUCUGGUCCUGCACAGUUUGCACAUUCCUAGCUGCAUCAAUCCCAAGGGCGGCAACUUGGCAGACUUUGCAGCUCAGAUCACUUGCCUCUUCUGGUUCGAGUCCAUGGAUACACUGAGAGCUGCCGAGAAGAUCCGAUCUCGUCCGUCGAAUGCCCCAGUGGCCCGCCUGACCGAAUACGCGACUCCGUUCCCUCAGUUUAAGAAAUGGGCCUACAGCGUACUGUCGACGACUCAAGUAACACAAAAUGUCAUUCUCCUUGCGCUUCUCUUCGUAUACCGACUCAAGACGACCAAUCCCGUGGUCAAGGGUCGAUCUGGCAGUGAGUACCGUCUCCUGACGGUGGCACUGAUGCUAGGCAACAAGUUUUUGGAUGACAACACGUACACAAAUAAGACUUGGGCUGAGGUGUCUGGCAUCUCUGUACAGGAGAUUCACGUCAUGGAGGUCGAGUUCCUUAGCAACAUGCGUUACAGCUUGCUGGCGACCAAGGAGGAGUGGGAGGAGUGGCUCGUCAAACUGGCAUGUUUCUCGGAGUACUACGAGCGGGCCCAGAAGCAACCAACCUCGCCGUUGAGCAAGGCCUUCACCUCGCCAGUUACCUCGCCCACAGCAGUCGUACAGCCUGCGGCUACCUUCCCUCCCCUUACACCUUCUGCCACCGCCAUUUACUCGCCGAACACGACCAUGCAACCCAACACUCAGGCAUGGCCUUCUGCCUACCACAAUGUCCCAGUCUCGCCCCUUACUGGUAAGCACGUGGGCAUGAACGGAAGGAAGAGAAGCUCGGAGGAGGAUGUCACCGACCCCCCAGCGAAGCGAUUGUCGAGACAGCCCACCGCUAUGGCCCCCGUCGUCCGACCCCCGGUCGUCAACGAGCAGCCGAUGCGUCUUCCAGUCCCUAACCUGACGCUGAACACCAACCCCAAUUCCUCACAGAUGGCAUACCCUCAGACGACUGCCUACUCCACUCAGCCUCACGUGUCGCUGCCUCCCCUAGGCACCGGUGUUCGUGCCAUGGCAACUGUCUUCCCGCCUACAACCGUGACGACUUCGAUGCCACAGCUGCCUAUGCCGGCGACGGUCCCCAUGCCGCAGGCAUCUCUCACCCCGGCGACUGUCUCGAUGCACCCUGCAAUCGGUUACGGUACACCUACCAAGAGACACAGCCCUGGCAGUCUCUCGGUUUAUGCCUCGUCGCCUCUCGGCGAGCAGUUCCCAGGAUCGGUCAUUCACACUCCUAUCGCCCACACGCCUAUCUCACACUCGCCUAGUGUGUACCUGCAGCAACGACCGAGCCCGUAUAAGCCGAUCCGUCAUGUCAACACUCUUCUCUAUCCCCCGCCAUCGGCAUCUCUUAACGAGUAUCAUCUGCCUACAACGCAGAUGCACUAUCAACCCCUCGGAAGACGCAACGACCUGCGAACCGGAGUUGUUCCCGAGUUUAUGAAUGCUCCCUUCAGAAUGAGCCAGGUGCCCCAGAUGCUCCAUGGUCUUCCUCAGGGACCUUACCCGAACUAG
This is a messenger RNA of Colletotrichum truncatum, 2013 nucleotides long. Its product is annotated as cyclin-related 2. Gene Ontology annotation, molecular function: protein kinase binding; cyclin-dependent protein serine/threonine kinase regulator activity. Gene Ontology annotation, cellular component: cyclin-dependent protein kinase holoenzyme complex; nucleus. Gene Ontology annotation, biological process: regulation of cyclin-dependent protein serine/threonine kinase activity. The record is from RefSeq and is a predicted model, not a curated record. NCBI's taxonomy places the organism in Eukaryota, Fungi, Ascomycota, Sordariomycetes, Glomerellales, Glomerellaceae.